Molecule: messenger RNA, 1015 nt
Organism: Malus domestica (apple)
Lineage: Eukaryota; Viridiplantae; Streptophyta; Magnoliopsida; Rosales; Rosaceae
Source: RefSeq, a predicted model, not a curated record
AUUCGAACACUCAAUAUUCUCUCUCUCUCUCUCUCUCUCUCUCUCUCUCUCUCUCUCUCAAGAAUAACCGUCUUAUCUGUUUCUCUAACUACUAUGCGACAGUGGCCGUGACUUCGUCGUCCAGAACAAGAUCCGACAUGCACAAGCAUCGCAAAUCGCAGCCGUUCUUUUCCUCUUCGUCAUCGGGCUUCGCGUCGUCCACCUCCUCGAGCUUCUCCUCCGGGUCGUCGACGUUCUUCUCGCGCUCCGCCUCCCCCACGCGCAUCUCCAUGUACGCCCACUCUCCUUCCCCGCCGUCAUCGUCGUCGUCCGUACGAUUCGCGAACCGCCCCGGCUCUCCCGGCCGUUCGAUUUCCGUGAAGAAUCAAUUACCCACCAGGAAGAACAAUAACAGCAACAGCGGCGACGGCAAGAGAACGUGCCUGUGUUCCCCUACGACGCACCCUGGCUCGUUCCGGUGCGCCCUGCACAAGAACUCGCCACGUGCCGGCCAAAGUUCGUCGUAUCACUCGAGUAUCAGCCUGAACUACAGAAGGUCGGCGAUGAAAAAUUCGCUGGUUCGAAUCGGAGGAGUGGAAGGCGAUUUAGUGAAGAGGGCUUUGUCGGCUCUGAUCAGGCCGUCGUCGCACAGCCAGCGCCGCCGGGUCGAUUUUCAGCCCAAGCCGAGCCGGCUCUCCGCAAUGUCCAAAGCCUCCGACGACGACGUUUAAGUCCUGAAUGGUUCUUGGAAUAUUGUUUGUAUAUUGAUUGUUUUGAUGCUGGGAAGUUAGGGUUUAAUGGAGCAGUUUGGACAUAGGAGCGAGCUAACCGGUGAGUUGAGGUUGACUGAUCAGGAGUCGUUCAUCAGUUUUUUUUUUUUUUUUUUUGUAAAGGAUGCUCGCAUGGUGAUAGUGCUGUAGAAUCUUGGAUGAAGAAAUAUUUUUAUUUUUCUUCGGAUUAGGGGUUUAUCAGAUUCUUCUUUUUUUUUGGAUUUCAUUUGUAAAUUUGAUUUCAUUUGUGAAAAGGUUUUUUUUGC